AUGCAAAUGAAGCAAAUUAUCCUCCAAUUUGCUUUAGUUCUUUUAUUCAUAGAAGAAGUCCUUACUUAUGGAUUCUAAUUUAGCACAAAAAAAUGGUUUCAAAAAGGAGCUGGUUCUAUAUCUGCUGGAGAUACUGAUGGAUGGUCUCUUUCAUCUUCGAAUGCAUAUUACAAAACUUGUUCUGGAACUGUUACAGAGUUACUCAACAGGGAUUUGUUUGUUUUAAGAAGUGGAUAUUCAAUCUCUAAAACAUAUACUGGUCUUCCUCCUCACUGGUCAGUUGGAGUCAGAUUUGAUCUAGUUGUUGGUGUUGGUGGUUCUGGCUGUUUAUAUAUAGAUACUCAGCCUUAACCUUGCUAUUAUUAUUAUUCUUACUCUAAUUCUUAUGCUGUUUGCACUAGUACUGCUGAAAAUUUUUAAAGAGUAUAUUCAAAUUAUACACAUAAUUCACCUACAAUGAAACUCGAUCUCUAUGCAUCUGGCGAUUUAAUCUUAAGUUUAGUUGAAAUAUAUCUUGAUAGAUGUCAUAGUUCCUGUCUUAAAUGCAGUGGACCCACAGCCAACCAAUGCACAUAAUGUGAUCCUACUAGUUCUCCUGUUUCUGGUGGUAAGUGUUAGUGUCCUACUGGAAAAUAUAUGCUAGAUGGUAAAUGCUAUAAUCCAUGCCCAUCUGGAUACAUAAAAAACCCAGACACUACAUAGCAGACAUGCAUUAUUGAUUAUUGCUCUUCUGCUCCAGAAAAUGUAUAUUGCGGAACUUGCAAGAGCUCUACAUUUUGUACAUAAUGCAAGUUAGGAUAUUUUUAUUAUAUGGGUUAAUGUGUAGCCACAUGUCCUCCUGACGCACCGAAAGACAGUACUGGUGUAUGCAAAGAUCCAACAGUUGGAAAAUGGAAUGCAAAAUAUUUAGUGUAUGAAUUGUUUUCCAAAACAUUUAGUGAAUCUGAAAUAGUAGGUGCUAAAUUUUAAAUAAAUGCACCAGGAAGAUUUUAUGGAGCAAAUAAUUGGUCUAAAUUUACUGAUUGUGGAGAUUAUAGAUUUUUUGCUGGGUACAAUAUUUAUGGACCUGGAUCAUAAAUAAACUACUCAUUUACUUUGCCUGCAGGUGCUAAAUAUAGCUCUUUUUUAAUUUCUUUCUUGUUUGGCUAAAUAGAUAACUACGAAAAAGGUGAAUAUGUAAAUUUUGUUAUCACAAACAGUGGUGGAUAAGAACUUAAAAGAUAGUCAAUUACAGGCAAUGGAAAAGAUUUAAUUUGCGGUAGAAAAGAUUAAUAGGAGCUAUUUUAAUAUUAAUAUAUUAAUGUGACUGUCACAACUCCAGAUACUUAUAGUUUAACUAUAACCAACUCAUUAGGUCAAAUAGAAAACGAAAGUUUUGGAAUGAGAGAGUUUAUUGUCAUUGUUGAUUAUUGCAUUGAUAAUUGUACAAAGUGUCAAGACUAAGCAGGAUGUGUUUAAUGUGAUAGUGGUUAUUACCUUUAUAAAUCUUAGUGCUUUAAAGACCGUUGCCCAGAUGGAUCUUUUGAAGAUAAAUCUAAUCCAACUCCAAGAUAUUGCUCUUCUUGUCAUGAAUCUUGUAAAACUUGUUAAGGAGCAGGUCCCAACAAUUGCCUGACUUGCUUUGAUGGAAUCUAUCUCAAAACUAAUAGUUGUGUUGCAAAUUGUGGAGACCAAUUUUAUCCUGCUACAUAAACCUGCACCAGUUGCCAAGUUCUCAUUUGUAAUCCAUGCUAUAAGCCCUGCUUAAGAUGCACGGGUGGUAAGUACAACUAGUGUUAAGCUUGCAUAAAUGGAUAUUAUCUUGACAGUGAUAAAAGUGAAUGCGUUUCUGUUUGUUAAGAUAGAUUUUAUCCUAAUUCUUCCACAAAUACUUGUGAUCCAUGUGAUAUUGAAUGUUUCAAUUGUAAAGGCCCAAAUAAUAAUCAAUGUACACAGUGUGAAUUACCUAGAUUCUUACUAGGAACUGAAUGUAAGCUCAAUUGUCCAUCUGGCUAUUUUGGAAACAAAAAAACUUGUACUUGUGAUCCCUGUACUUCGCCUUGUGCUGAAUGCGUAGAUUCAGCUACGAAGUGUACGAAAUGUGAUAAACCUAAUCUUUAUUUAGAUGAUUUUUAGUGUGUGUUAAAUUGCUAAAAUAAGAAAUACAAAGAUGAUGCAACUAUGAGAUGUGAAAAAUGCAAUAUUUAGUGUGGUAACUGCACUGGACCAUUCUCAAAUUAAUGUACUUCAUGUGAUCUUGAAGAUGGCUUCUUAUUAGAUACAACAUGUGUUUAAGAUUGUGGAGAUGGGUAUUUCCCAGUUUCUGAUCCUGCUUAUGUCUGUUCAAAAUGCCAUAAAAGCUGUAAAACUUGCAAAAGUCCUGGUCUUAAUACAAGUUGUACUUCCUGUAAUAAUUAAUAUCUUACUCCUUAAGGUUAAUGUAUGGACACUUGUCCUAUAGGAUAUUAUCAGGAUCCAAGUAUCUACUUAUGCAAGUAAUGCCAUGAGACAUGUGAAACAUGCUCAGAUUAAUAUAGUAUUAGUUGUUUAACUUGUCGUCCUGGAAGAUAUUAUUUAAAUGGUCUUUGUGUUACGAUAUGUCCAAGUAACACCUUUCCUUUAGACUUAAAAGGUUGUCAACCUUGUCACCCUUCUUGUGCUACAUGCAACGGCUAUUUUCCACAAAAUUGUUAAUCUUGCAAAUUAGGAAAUUAUUUAUAAAAUGGUACAUGCGUGUAAACAUGUACAACUGGUUAUUAUGGAAAUAAUGAAACUGGUACUUGUAGCUAAUGUCAUCCUUAUUGUGCUUCAUGCUAUGGAAAAGAAGUUUAUGAGUGCAUGACUUGUAAUAAAGGAUACUCUCUAAGUGGUUCCACAUGUGGUUCUAAUUGUCCAGCUGGAUAGUAUUAAGACACAAAUCUUAACUAAUGUUCUAACUGCCAUUUUGAAUGCUACACUUGCGGAGGUCCAGAUAAAAAUGACUGCACAGGCUGCAAAGGAGAAAGGUACUUAGAUCAAUAACUUCAUUUUUGUGAUUCUUCUUGUCCUGAAAAGACGUUUAAGGGAGCGAACAAUAUUUGUCAGCCAUGUCAUGCAACGUGUGGUGGUUGUAUUGGAAAUACAGCGAAUGAUUGUAUUAAAUGCAACUAAGGUAGCUAUUUAUAUAAUAAUUAAUGCGUUCUUGCAUGUCCUGAUGGGUAUUUUUCAACUGAACAACCAUUUUUAUGCAAUAAAUGCCAUUAAUCUUGUGCUUAGUGCUAAUUUGGCGCUCAAGACAGUGAUUGUACGUAAUGUGCUGGUAAUUAUUACUUGGAUGGGGCAAAGUGUGUCUAGGCAUGCCCUAAAGGUAGCUUUGGCAGUACAAAGCCAAAUUAGUGUCUACCCUGCCACUCAUCAUGCGCAGAGUGCUCUGGACCGAACUAUAACUAAUGCACUACUUGUCAAGAUAAAACUUAUAAAUUUUAAAAUAUAUGUUAAACUGAGUGUCCUAAAGGAUACUAACCUUCUCAAAUUUAAAAAGAAUGCAUUAAAUGUGAAGAAGGCUGCAACUCUUGUUCUGUAUAAGAUCCAGCCAUAUGUCUCUCCUGCUAAUAAGGUACUUACCUUCAUCAAAAUAAAUGCACUAGUUAGUGUCCUGAUGGAACUUAUGUAGGAGUAGGAGCCGUCACAAAUCCUAACAGAUUAUUAUCUGAUACUCUAAUUAUUGAUAAUGAUUCACUUAAAUCUUAAUAAAUUUGCCUUAAUUGUGCAGAUGACUGCAGAAAAUGCACAGGUAGCUUCAAAUAAGAUUGCACAUAGUGGUUUGAUGAGAGAGAAGUAAAUUAUGCAGAGUAUCGCAUUUUCUGGAUAUUUUUUGGAAAAACUGUAUUUUGCAUUGUAGGUAUACUUGCUGGCUUCUACUUAGAUUACAAAGACGAAGUUAGCUAAGAGGAAAAACUAAACAACCCUAUGAAAUAAAAUCAAGAAGAAGAAAAACAAAAAAUGAUUUAACAAAAUAACGCCAAAAUAUUUCCAAUAAAUGGUCCUUAAUCACAGUAAGUCAGCGGUCUUUUACCUGUUUUACCUUAAAUAUAAGAUAAGCAUAGUAAUAUAAACGAAAUAGAAACAGUGAAAAGCUAUUAAAAGCAUGAAGAAAAAGGAAGUCCUCAAGUUGAUGAAAAGGAUUUAAUGAACAACACAAACACAAAGAAGAGACAAAGACUCGACUUAAACUAUCUUCAGAAUAACUCUCUUAAAUAUAAUUAACUCAAUAAAAACACAGAAUUAAAUUUCGAAAGUGACUAAACAAAAGGUCUUGAUAUUGAUUUCUUGUUCCAUCCAAACACACUUAGCACACAAAAUAACAACUUGAAGCAAUCUAAUAAUAAGUUAAGCAUUAACGCCUUAGAAAAUAAAGAUGAAAUAAUAAACCCAGGCACAUAAGCUUAAAUAGUGAACAACGACUAAAUUUAAAAUGAAAAUCAAAACACCCUGAUAAAUAAAUAAAAGUCCCCCAUUCUAGCAUUCUUCAUUUUCUUUGAAGUGACCUAAUUAUUUUUGUACAAAAACGUUAAUUUCAUGAGACCUGUCAGAGUUUUAAUCUAUUACUCUAAGCUUCUAUUUAUUUUCUUCAUUACAUCCUUCUUUUCUAACAUCGAUUAUUAUCUCAUUGGAUUUUGCAUGUUUGGACUUCUGCUUACAGUCAAAUUACUUCAUUCAGGUAUCAUGUAUUUAGGGGUUAAAUUCCAGACUAUGAUUAUGUUGUGUUUUGCUGUUUUUAUAGUUUUAGUUUUUCUCCAUAUUAAAAUGUUUAUGUUCCCUGAAAUAGCUAGGAUAUCUUUCCCUCAGGAUAUUUCUUGGAGCAAUCUCUACAUCUACACUUUCUUAGCAGAUCUAGGACUAUUCUAAAUAGUCUACUUAAUUAUUUAGAUAAUUAUAACAUACGAUUUCUCUUCUUAGCACAUUAUUAAAUACGAUAUCUUCCAUAGAAUUUUAAAAAUGAUCUUCUUUAAGGAUUUGUUGAAAAAAUGGCUUGACGAAAAAGACAAUUGA
This is a messenger RNA of Tetrahymena thermophila SB210, 5010 nucleotides long. RefSeq lists its product as hypothetical. The record is from RefSeq and is a predicted model, not a curated record. The transcript is spliced from 12 exons. Lineage: Eukaryota; Ciliophora; Oligohymenophorea; Hymenostomatida; Tetrahymenidae.